UUGAAUGAAUCAAACAGCUUUAAAAACAAUUUAAUCAAUUUCGUAGCUUAUUUCAUAGCAUUAUAUCUAUUAACAAAAAAAAUAGCUGAUUUUAGAUUAAUAUUCGAAAGACUUUUAAGAUAAAAAAUGAAAUAAAAAAUAAAGAAAGCAUCAUUUUUAUAAUUAUUAGAUAUGUUUGGAGUAGGAGUAAAUAUGAAAAUAAACAGUUAAGAUCUUUAUAAAACCAGAAUUGGAGGAAUAUUUACAAUUAUGCUUAUUUUAGUUAUGAUUAUAUUCUCUGCUAAUUUAUUUUAGCAAGUUCUUUAUAAAUAAAACCCUAAUUUGCUAUUUUAGUAACAAUAGAUUAGCUAGCCAUAUCGCCAUGAUAUAGAUGCAAGUAAUUUUUCUUUAGCAGUAACUCUUUUAGAUGAAUAGACAUUGCUUCCUAUUUACGAUGAAUCAAUUUUUACAAUAAGUGCUUAGGUUUUUUACAAAAAUAAUAUCAAAAAUUAAGAUGGCACCUCUUAUGUUGAAAGUGGAACUAUAGAUUUAGUCAUGGAAAGAUGCACAGAAAAUGAUUUUUAAGAGCCAGAAAGUAGGUCGUAUUUUAUGCAGUUAGACUUUUCAAAAAUGUAUUGCAUUAAGCCUGGUUAGAGUGGGAUGUUUUUAGAAGGUUAAUUUGAUGCUGAUAGAUUUAACAUGGUAAGAAUAAAUAUUAAUGAAUGUAUUAGUACGAAUUGCAAAGAUCCAACAACCAGAUAAAAUAUUUUAUCUAACACAGACCUUUAAGUCUAUUACACAAAUAGUGUAGUUUAAAUAACGAACUUAAAGAAACCUUUCAAAAGGGUAGGAUAAACUUAAUUUUGGAAGACUAAUUACAAUAUGGUUUAAUAAGUAAAUUUGAUGUUUAUUAAUUAAUUUGUAUAAGAUGAUAUGGGACUUUUUUAUUCAGAAGAUUUAGAAACUGAAAACGAUUUAGCUUUUAGUAGUGAAAGAAUUCUUCUUGGAUCAAGACAAGCUAGCCAAGAUGCACCUUUUUAUUAGAUAGAAAUAUAUAUGGAAAAAAACAGUUAGAAUAUUUACAAAAGAACUUAUAUAAAAUUUCCUUAAGCUGUAUCCUAAAUAGGUGGUAUAUUUAAUGUAAUUUUUGCUUUAGGAUGCUUAUUUACAAAGCCAUAUGCCAAAUAUUAAUUAUAGAAAAAAAUUAUAAAACAUUCUUUCAAUUUUAGUGAAGGAUAAGCAAGCAAGACAAAGAAAAAAUUGGGAGAUAAUUCUAAUUUAGUUUAAAAUAAGAAAUUAUAACUAAAAAAUGACUCUUCCAAAAAAUUAGAUCACAAAAUUGAACUGUAAAAUAAUAUAUUAAAAAAGUAAAAUGAGAGUAUUUAACAGUAGACAAAAGGAUUUUUUGAGACAUAAUCAUUUAAAUUAGAAAAAUCUCAUAAUAUGAAUACAUUCAAUAAUAACGAUACCUAGUUAAUUUUUUAGUAAAGUUUUAAUUAAAAACCUCAAUUUAAAGAAAGUACCAAAGGUAAGGGUAAGUAAAUUGAUGCAGCUUCAGCAGAUAAAGUAAUUAAAGAAAAUGAUGAAUUUAUAAUUGAAAAUAUAUAAAAAAAUGAUUUAGAAAUUUAAAAUAAAAGCUUUUUUUUAAAAAUUUCAUCAAUGUUUAUUAAAGGAAUAUAGAAUUAUCUAAAAAGUUAUACAGUCUUUUUUAAUAUUUGCAAAUAUGUUGAAUUUAAUUUUUGUGUGAGCAAAAUAAAUUAAUUUACAGAUGUUUGCACAAUAAUAAAUAAAUAAAUUGAGCUUUAGAGAAUUAAAUUUAUUUUACUUAAUUAUGAUUAGAUCUCAGCUUUUAAUUAAAUUCCCUAACCUAUUGUCAGUGAACAUGUAAUAAAAAUGGAUCCUUCGAUUUCAUUGUUUGCUCUAAAUAUGAUAGAAGAUAAUGAAAAUGAAUUUUUACAUAAAUCUGCUUUGUAAAGCCAGUUGAAAUAAACAUAGAAAUAUGAUACUAAUAUUGGUAAAAAAAAUAUUAUUUUAAAAAAGGAAUAUAAAAAUAAUCCUAAUCAAAAGAUUUUGUAGAUGAUUAAUUUAGAUCAUUAAUAAUAAAAUAUUAAAGAAUAAAUUUACUCAGAAGAAAAAAUAGAGUAAUCAAUCUCAAAAAAUGAAAGUAUUUUUAAAAUAGCAAACACAAACUUUAGCUAAAAUACUUAAAUUAAAAAAAAUAGCAAUUUACUAUCUUUUAAUAAUAAAAUAUCUUCUUCAUAGAUAAGCGAAAGUAUAAUUAUUGAAAGCUUUAAUAUAUCUCCAUAAUAAGUGUAUUAAUCAAAAGAUACUCCUAUAAUUCCUCAUUUAAUUUCUUCUAAAUUUAAUGAAAAAAAAUUACAUUUUAAAUCAGAUGAAUAAUUAGAUUGA
Molecule: messenger RNA, 2388 nt
Organism: Tetrahymena thermophila SB210
Lineage: Eukaryota; Ciliophora; Oligohymenophorea; Hymenostomatida; Tetrahymenidae
Product: transmembrane protein, putative
Exons: 2
Biological process (GO): reciprocal meiotic recombination
Cellular component (GO): nucleus
Molecular function (GO): double-stranded DNA binding
Source: RefSeq, a predicted model, not a curated record